AACUCAGAACUCUUUUGGCAGGGUUUCCACUGAUGUGCAUCAGUAAAAUAAACGGCCCUUUCUUUGCCUGAUAGCAUUGUCUUCCUUGGUGGUGGGUGAAAUCCCAGACCUUAACAUUGGGGGACAGCUUUUCCAUCCAUGCUGUCUUCCCAAGGAAUGACUCCCCAACUUGUUGUUCCACUUUGCUAAUCUCCUGGCCAUUCUCAACAUUACUUUCUAAAUUAAAUUUCUCUUUUUAUUUUUAAGCUCAGUUUCCUAGUCUUGCAUUUUUGCAAAAGGUACCCUUCCCGAACCAGGAGGUUCACCUCUGCAUCCCACAACAAUGUGACAAGAGGAAACAAAUCUAAAGAUUUUGUCACUGCUAAGGAACACACAAGUUGAAAGUAGGAGGGUGACCCUCUUGAGUUACCCUUUGAUAGAUCGUAUAAAACAGCAACUAAGUAAACUGGACAACCGAUUUGCACUUUUUUUCCCAAGAGUUUUCCUUCUUUUUUGAUAGGUAUCCACUAGUGUGGGUUCCUACUCCUAGGUCAGCUUUGGGGAAAAGCCAGUAAGAUCUCCAAUACCAAACAACAGGAGCAGACUACAAGCACUAAGAGAGGACUUCAGAGGCGCCUCUAUCCUGGAGGCUUCCAACAGACUGACAACUUGGGAGUGAUGUCCUUCCGGGCAGUGAGGGGCCAGAAAAGGUUGACGGCAUCGGGCCUUGGGUCUACCAGUCCCACGUCCAAAAAGCAGAACCUUCUGAUCUACAAUCUUUGGAGCCAGACUGGCGUCACGCGUCAUCCAGCAAACCCCCUGAAGCUCCGCCUGACCCAACAUCAUGAACCUGAUCCUUCUUCCCAACCCUCUUCCAACCCUAACCCUAAUCCCGCUCUUCCUCUGGCUAUCCCCUAGUGGUUGCUCUGCUUCAAAUUCACCUCAACUGUGGAAGUGGCUCUUCCUGCGGUGGGAAGAUGGCCAGGUCGUGCAUUCAGUCAUCACAGCGGGAGCACCCACCUUUAAUUUCAGCGCCUGUGACUUAUUUGCCACGAUGAAAGAGGUCCCCCCUGCCACCCACUCCCUUUGCAGGGAUAACCCUGACCUUUACUUCUGCCCUUCCUCGAACCCUGGGAAGUCCUAUUGUGACCACCCGGGUCACUAUUUUUGCUAUUCCUGGGGAUGUGAAACCCUAGCCAGUGGUUGGACCCCCGCUACCGCAGACCCCCACCUGGCUCUCGUCCGGAACUCGGACUGGCCUCCUUACACUUUAACCGUUAGGUCUCCAAGUGAUUUGGGGUGGCUGUUGGGACGUAUGUGGGGGGCCCGCAUGUUUAUCUCCGGCCCCGACUUCGGCAUGCUCCUGAUGAUUAAGAAGGAGGCAUUCCCCGCCCCAAUCAAAAGCUCUAUGGGACCGAAUGGAGUCCUUGCCCCAGUCACUCCUCUAAUCCCCCCCUCUGUUACCAUCCCGCAAGCCGCGCCCCUUCCUCCCAACCCUGACCUCUCUACCCCGUCCGUAUCCCCAACCCCAGGUCCGUCUUUCGGUCUGGCCCCCCUGUGGCCCCUGGUACAGGCCUCCUACCUCUUGCUGAACCAAUCCUUCCCCAACCUGACCGAGAGCUGCUGGCUCUGCCUAGAUGCCAGACCCCCGUACUUUGACGCUAUAGCACUGAAUGCUUCCUACUCUACCUCCAACGAGGACAACCCCCCCGAGUGUGACUGGAAGGACAGGAAGACGGGCCUCACCUUUCAGGCCGUCUCGGGCUCUGGCCGGUGUAUAGGGACCAUCUCCAAACCCCUAGCCCAGCUGUGUGACAGCGUGUCCUCGAGUCCAGACAAGUUCUACAUCCCCCCUCAGGGCGCCAUGUGGCUGUGCUCCACCUCGGGCCUGACGUCCUGUGUGGCACAGGCCGCCCUGUCCUCCACGGCCGAGAUGUGCCUCCUCGUCAUCGUCUUGCCCCACAUCCUUUACUACCCGGGGGAAGAGCUCUACCGCUACUGGGAAGCUCGCUCCCUCCCUCCCCUCAGGGUGAAGCGGGAACCCGUCACCGCCUUCACCCUGGCAACCAUCUUUGGCGGAGCGGACGAAGGGACGGGGGGAGCCUCCCUGAGCCUUCACCGUGGAGGCCUCUCAGCCCUCGGAGCUGCGGCGGAUGAGGACUUGGCCAGGAUGGAGACCUCCAUCCCCCGCAUCAAAAGGUCCUUCACCUCUCUGUCCGAGGUAGUCAUCCAGAAUCGCCGGAGCCUGGACCUCCUUACACUCCAUCAGAGAGGCCUCUGUGCGAUGCAUGGGAUGGAGUGCUGCUUCUACUCCGAUCACCUCGGGGCCGUGCGCGAAUCCAUGGCCAAGCUCCGAGAAGGCCUCGCGGCCCGGCAGCGGGAGCGAGAGGCCCGGGAGCGGAGGUUCGGGCACAUUUUCGACCAGUCCCCGUGGCUCUCCGUCCUCAUUUCCACCCUGUUGGGCCUCAUCCUCGUUCUCCUCCUCCUUCUCAUCUUCAGCCCCUACGUUAUCAACCGUGUGGUGGCUUUAGUGAAAGAUCACGUUAGCAGCGCCCAGCUCCUGGCCCUGAGGCAACAAUACCAGUCCGUUCCUAGCCACACGGACGCUCCCUGUGAUGAUGCUCACACCCCUGUUUGAGAGAGACUUCUCAAAGGGCCCGUAGAAGAAGCGGAGAUUGCGAGGCCGGAAGGACCCCUCCCCCCCGGACUGUGGCUCCGUGACCUAACUCCACCCUACCCUACAUCCUCUCCCCCUUCGUUCAGGCUCCCGUCUGCCUUGGAGGCGGCGGGACCCGAGCUCGAGCUUGUAAUAAAGCAGUGCCUCUUGCUUUUACAUUA
This is a messenger RNA of Monodelphis domestica (gray short-tailed opossum), 2817 nucleotides long. Lineage: Eukaryota; Metazoa; Chordata; Mammalia; Didelphimorphia; Didelphidae. The record is from RefSeq and is a predicted model, not a curated record.